Molecule: messenger RNA, 1134 nt
Organism: Trichosurus vulpecula (common brushtail)
Lineage: Eukaryota; Metazoa; Chordata; Mammalia; Diprotodontia; Phalangeridae
Gene: DMRT1
Product: doublesex and mab-3 related transcription factor 1
Exons: 6
Coding region: 1-1134 (377 amino acids)
Biological process (GO): regulation of transcription by RNA polymerase II; sex differentiation
Cellular component (GO): nucleus
Molecular function (GO): DNA-binding transcription factor activity, RNA polymerase II-specific; RNA polymerase II cis-regulatory region sequence-specific DNA binding
Source: RefSeq, a predicted model, not a curated record
AUGCCCAACGAGGAUUCCUACAAGCCCUCGACGUCGUCCGACGGGCACCCUGGGCCCGGGGGCAAGGUCGGGGGCUUCGGGAAAGGAGCAGGUGCCAUGCUAGGAGUGGCCGGGGGCAGCGGCGGCGGGGCCGGGGGCGGCGGAGGCGGCUCGGGCUCCGGCUCGGGCCCCGGCGGCUUAGGGCCGUCGGGGGCAGCGGGGAAGAAGUCCCCGCGCCUGCCCAAGUGCGCUCGCUGCCGGAACCACGGCUACGCGUCCCCCCUGAAGGGGCACAAGCGCUUCUGCAUGUGGCGGGACUGCCAGUGCAAGAAGUGCAACCUGAUCGCCGAGAGGCAGCGGGUCAUGGCGGCCCAGGUGGCACUGAGAAGACAGCAAGCACAGGAGGAGGAGCUCGGGAUCAGCCAUCCUAUUCCACUGCCCAGUGCUGCAGAGCUGCUUGUUAAGAGAGAAAACAGCGGGAGCAGCUCCUGCCUGAUGUCCGAGAGCACCAGUCCCACCCAGGCUCCAAGCACUCCAACUACAUCUUCAGGUAAAUCUCUUGGAGCUCCUGAGGGCCGGAUGGUCAUUCAAGACAUCCCUUCGGUCACCAGCAGAGGGCACCUGGAGAACACAUCUGACCUGGUCUCAGAUUCAACUUAUUACGGCAGUUUUUACCAGCCCUCUCUGUUUCCGUACUACAACAAUCUCUACAAUUACCCCCAGUAUUCAAUGGCCUUGGCCGCUGAUUCCUCGUCUGGGGAAAUGGGGAGCACACUUGGGGGAUCCCCAGUGAAAAACAGCCUUCGGAGUCUACCAGCAAGUUAUGUGUCUGGCCAAUCAGGAAACCAGUGGCAGAUGAAGAACACCGAGAAUCGUCAUGCUAUGGGUUCCCAGUACAGGAUGCAUUCUUAUUAUCCUGCUACCUCCUACCUGAGCCAGAGUGUGUCGCAGAUCUUUGCUUUUGAUGAUGGUCCUUCUUAUUCUGAAGCAAAAGCAAGCGUGUUUUCACCACCGAGCAGUCAAGAUUCUGGCUUAGUUUCCCUGUCCAGCAGCUCACCUAUUAGUAAUGAAAGCACAAAAGGUGUUCUGGAGUGUGAGUCUGCAUCAGAGCCUGGCACCUUCACAGUUAAUGCUGUCAUAGAAGAUGAUGAAUAA